CUUGUGCAUCACUAUGUGAUGAUAUUGUCGUUUUUUACGUAACAAGUGUGAUCUUCGACGCCAUCAUGACCCGAUGAUCGGGCAGAUAUCAUUUUCUUGACUUGAAAGUAUACUGGACUUGGAAACACCGGUAAAUGUAGGCCUACUCUAGAAUAGGAAAUUUGAUUUGCUGUGAUAACAAUUGUGUGCAAAAAUUAUAGCUGCAAGUAUCAUGUGACAGUGUCUUCAUAGAGGGGAGGGCAAACCAGAAACAUGGCAAGGGUUUGUCCAUUCCGUUCUCUUCUACUAGAAAUUGACGAUGGCCUCACCAAGGCAGACCUUGAAAAACUGAUCUUUCUGUCCAAGGACGAGAUCGGUUCUGAGAGAGAAUCAGAGGACAUCAGCUCAGGACUGGACCUGUUCGAAGUCUUCAUCAAGCGAGACGUCAUCAACAAGGAAUGUAUUGAUUAUCUUGCAGAUCUUCUAGUCAAGAUAAGACGGUUCGACCUAAGAAAAGUUCUUUACAAGAAAUGGGUUUCCGUUCGGCAAACGUGCGACGAAAGAACCACCGACACAGGUUCAAACCAUCCCCUGCAGAUCCGACCCAAGGUUAAGGAUGUCUGUCUUCAAGAGCACUCCAAAGAAAAUCCGGUUAUGCCAGUCUUCCCGGGUCACCGUCUAAAGCAUACAGUCCCAGAAGUGCUGAUAGAUGGUCAAGAUGUGAAAGAUAUGGAUCUGGAACAGCCACAAGGAGAGGGAAAUCAACAGAGGAAGCAGUCCGCGAUGCCCCUUGAAAUGUCAAAUCUGAGCCCCGAGGAUGUCUCGCCUCUCGAUGAUAUGAUCAGACGACGUAAAGAUGAAAAACGUCCGCCACUGCCUCAGCAGGGGUGUGUAGAAUCGGGAUCUUCUGAAAGCUUAUACCAGAACUCCGGAAUGCCCAACGGCAGACAUUUUCUUCGGGACAAACAGGAUCGAUAUUUGAUUGUCGGAAACAGGAGCAGUACCUCUAGUGUGGACAGCCUUGAGGCACGGACUGGACGACAUCCCUCAUCCAAAUCUAGCUCUGACAGCGGCAGCUGCACGUCUAGUGUUGAUAGUUUGGAUGAGCAGAAAGCGACAAACAGAAUCGUUUCUCGAAAACCUUGUCGCUCUAUGAGGUCCAAUAGCUUUCAAAGUAAGCGUUGGAGCACGAAUAGCACGAUAAGCACGAUUAGUACGAUUAGCACUGAUAGUUUAGAAGACCAGUAUCCCGAUUACUUGGAACAUGAGAGAGGAGUUUAAACGACAAUCGGUUUGCAAAAUGAUUUAACCACUGGCGUCUCAUCCAGUGUCAUUAUUGUGACAUUAUUUUGCCUAGCUGAACGUGAUCUUGGGAAUGUUCCAUGAAAUCUGUCAGCUCUAACUUAAUUGUCAGUACCGACAAGUUUAGUGAAAUGCGUGUUUUUUAAUGUCUGAGAGGCACAAGCCUAUUACUGUAGUAAUUGUAGGAGAAAGUCAACUUGUCAGUGCUGACAACUCUCAUAAAAUGGUCCUCCGGGAACAAUUCGACCGAAUUAGAGCUAGGCACAUUAUUCAAAGCUUAUGUAUCAUAUUAUGUAUUAUAUCACGAAUUUAAUUUCUUUAGAAAAUAGUGUUGCCAUGUUCUACACUAACCACAGGUAUCAUU
Molecule: messenger RNA, 1645 nt
Organism: Lytechinus variegatus (green sea urchin)
Lineage: Eukaryota; Metazoa; Echinodermata; Echinoidea; Temnopleuroida; Toxopneustidae
Exons: 2
Coding region: 253-1260 (335 amino acids)
Biological process (GO): regulation of apoptotic process
Molecular function (GO): protein binding
Source: RefSeq, a predicted model, not a curated record